This is a messenger RNA of Rotaria sordida, 3034 nucleotides long. Lineage: Eukaryota; Metazoa; Rotifera; Eurotatoria; Philodinida; Philodinidae. The record is from the annotation of a GenBank genome assembly.
CUGUUGUGAAUCGUCUCCCUUUAUUUGUUGCAGUUGGUGUAGAAAUAACUUUUGCUUCCAACAUUUCUUUUCUGAUUAUCAUUUUCAUCAUAAUUUAUAUGAUUUAUCUUAAAGUAGUUGUUAUGCGGCACAUACAUUAGCUAUUUUUUCGUUUUUCUUCUUUCGGUACGCAAUGCUACCGAUACACAUUGUUAAAAUUAGGUCAGAUAUGAGAAUGAAUAUACUAUUGUGAAAGACUACGAUUAUCUUACAAUUCUAGGAAAUACUAGAUGUAAUGACAUAUAGAACGAUAUUAUUACUGUCUAAAGUUAAUAAUUGCAUCUUCCCAAGGUUGUCUGAGCUCAAAUUCUCACAUUGUGUCCUACAUGACUAAUACUAUUUGUGACAAAAAUCUUGGUUCAUUUCCGUAUGUAUUGUUUGGCAUAUUAUUUUUUGGUGAUAAAAUAACCCUUAUAAUUAUGAUAAUGAAAAUGCUCUAGCGCCUCAGAAACAAGCCAGAAACCCGAACUUUUUUUACCGUAAGCAUAACUCACUACGGGCUACAAGAUGCACGAAACCCCGAUUGAAAAGCGCUCCCGCACCUUGGAAGGUUCCCUAGUAAGUGAUUUUUCGUUAGUAAAACUGAUAAUGCUUAUAUAAAUGAAUAAAUUCAAAUAAAAGAUGUUCUUUAACAAAACAUGGUAGAAUUUUUAAACCACGAAAAACAACACCGUUAGAAAAAUUAUGCAUACUAAUUAUUCGAUAGAAAUGAAGAAUGAAUUUAUGACAAUGCUGUAAAUGAUACGCUAUUCCAGGCAGUAACCGAUAAGCAUAGAUUACUUCUAUUGUAGCAAUAUGAUCGAUAAAAGUGACUAAUGAAGAAUAACAACAUUUUUUAUCUUUCAAUCAUAUUCUAUCGGUAUUACAUGCGAGAGAUCUAUAAUUAAUCAUCAUAAUAAUAAACAAAUGUAGACUGAAAGCUUUGAGCAUGAUAAAAAAAUGAUUUCACAGAGAAACCGAUAAUAAAAGACAUUAGAUCACAAAGAAAACAAACAUGUGUUCUUGCCAAUUCGCUUUGCCUAAUAAACAGAACAUCAUAAGAAAAACAUUCACUCUAUUUUUUUUUUGAGUAGAUGACAAAAAACAGAAAGAAAAAAAUGUCGAAAGGGAAAAAUAUCAAAAAUAGAAAUAUCGAAAACAAAAAUAUGAGAUGAAGAUGAGGAUGAGAGAAACUUGUACUUGAAUAUACUCUUGUUUUCACCAUUUCUAGCCAUCAACAUUUCUAUUAUUAUAUUAUUUUCGAUAUUUUUAUUUUCGACAUCUUUCUCUUUCUCAUACUAUGUUUUUUCUCCAUUGUGUUCAAUCGUCCAAAAUGUUAAGGAAUGAAUCAGUGGUCAAUAUCGGUCACAUAGACAAUGACUGCUUACUCUAUUGGUCAUAUUGAUUCAUUAUACUUUUAUAUACUAUAUUCAUUAUGUAUGUCAUAUAUAUGUAUUCUUAGUUCAGUUUGUCAGUCAAUGAAAUGAAGAAUCCAACUUUAUUUGAAGAUUUAUCGAACGAAGUGUUAUGUGAAAUCUUUGAUUAUUUAAAUGCAUUCGAUCUAUUCUUAACAUUUGCUUCGCUUAAUGAACGUAUUUCAACUAUUCUAAAAUAUAUUCGUUUUCAUAUAAUUGUCGAUUCGAUGUAUUGUCGCUAUCAAAUUGAAUUUCUGUCUCAUCAUCUGACAUUUCAUUCUCAUCAAGUUAUUUCGUUGGAUAUAUGUAAUAAAAUCUGUGAUCAAAUAAAUACUAUUGCCUAUCUUUUUGACCGAUAUGAAUUUCCUAGUCUUCGUUUCUGCACAUUUCGAUGUCUUGAUGCAUCAUCCAAACUAAAAAAUGUCAUCAAACAAUUAAAGAAACAAACUCAACUUGUAUCGCUUCAUAUAUUUCAAUCUUAUGAUGCUAAAUAUGAUUACUUGAGCAGAAAUCAUGCACAUCUAUUUAGUGAAAUGGUUUUGUUAAACAUACCAUUAUCACUUCAUUGUGCCACUCUUCGAUUUCAUUAUGAUUAUUCUCAAUUAAUAACAAGUACGAUUAUAAAUACAAAUCUUACAUAUCUUGAAUUAUUGUUUUACGGAACUUUUGAUAAGAUAUCGAUUUAUUCUCUAAUAUCUGUUCUUCGUAUUUACAAAUCAUUGCGACAAUUGAAUGUUAUAAUCAAAAGUCCAAAUAUGAUACAACACAAUACUAAUUUCAAGUAAGAUUGUUUAAAUAAAUAACAUUAUCAAUCAUCUACUUAUAUAAUACGAGAAUAAAUGAAAUCAGUCACUUUUUUAGAGAAUGAAACAUAAAACGAUAUAUAUUUUUUUUUUAGUAUUUCAAAUGCUUUAUCUAUAAACAAAAACGAUUUACCUAUAGUAGCAUCAUUAAAAAAAUUCGAUUUGCAAAUAUUGACACAGUUUGAUAUACAUUCACUUGGUCUUAUUCUUCAUUGUAUGCCUAAUCUUCAUGAAAUUAGUUUUACAUUUAUUACUAAAGAUCUUAAUACACCAUUUAUUGAUGUUUUACUCAAUGGAAAUAUUUGGCAACAAAUAUUGAUAAGUCAUGUGCAAUAUUUGAACAAAUUCAAUAUUCAUAUAUCUCUUCUUACGGAUGAAGGAUUAUUCGAUUUAAAGUCAAUUCUUGACUCGUUUCGAUGUUUUGUCACACAAUUUGAUGGUUGGCAUAUGGCUAUUAGUCGAUUGGAAACCUUUGAAGGGCCCAGAACAUACGAACGGAUUGUUUUGCGCACAUUAAACUACCAACAUCUCCUAACACAACAUGAAUAUUAUGAAAUAACAAAUAUACGUUGUAGCACAAUUGAAAUGAUAUCAACAUAUUCAUCAGAUACGAAUAAUUAUCGCUUUCAAUCUCACAUCAACUCAAUAGAAUUUUUUAUGUCAAGAUGUAUAGAAAGGCAACCUGUUCAAUCAUCUUCAAAUAUUCCAUUUAGAAAUGUUGAUUCGCUUUUAAUAUACUUAUUAGAAAAACCAUCAAUAACUUCUUUUGCAAAGAAUGUAUUUACAUUAAGUGCGUAA